This is a messenger RNA of Penicillium bovifimosum, 666 nucleotides long. RefSeq lists its product as uncharacterized. Lineage: Eukaryota; Fungi; Ascomycota; Eurotiomycetes; Eurotiales; Aspergillaceae. The record is from RefSeq and is a predicted model, not a curated record. Bases 1 to 666 code for a protein of 221 amino acids. The transcript has 2 exons.
AUGGAAGCCUCCCGCCAACCCCCCUCGCACCCACCCGCCAAUCCCCCCAGCGUGGAGAUAGCCUACAAGCGCAAAUGCAUCUCACUAAAGAAACGACUCGCGGAAGUCGAAGCUGAAAACGAAAUAAUGCGCACCCGCAACCGCCGCGGCAACCAAUACAUCCAAAAAAUGCGCCUGGAAACCUGCAUGCUCCUCGAGCGUCUCGCCAAAGUAACCGGCAUGGCCGACGAAGCCAAAGCCGGCGCAAACCCCGAGCUCCGGGCCCGCGCCGCCGCCAUGAUGAACACCGCCAGUGCACCGGGUGCCGCCCUGCUCGAGGACGACACGGAGGGUAGCUCCGAUGAACAGCCGCGGACGCCCGAGGAACGCCCGCUGCGCGUUAAACGAUCGCGAAAAUCUAAUGCCGCGGGUCUCGAUGGUCUGGAUGAGGAUCACGCUCAUGAUGCUCAUCCCGAGACUGAUUCUGCUACUGCUGCUGCUGCUCUGCCGCGUCUGGCGCCGGCUCCGACGCAGGAGUCGCUUACGCACUCUUUCCGUGUGCAGACUGGUAGUGGUGGUUCGGCAGAUCAGACCCCUGUGGCUGCUGAGACGGUGCCUGAAUCUGGGACUACGCCGAUGGAUGUGGAUAAGGAGGUGACGAAGGAGGCUAAGGUUGAGCAGGCUUAA